AUCCUUUUCUCUCCUCUCUCCUCAUUGCAUAGUAACCAUGUUCGCUACCAAGGCCACCCCUAUCUUCCGUCAGAUUCGCACUUACAGCACUGCAAAGGGCCUCAAUGAGGUUGUCAUUGUCUCUGCUGUCCGUACCCCCGUUGGCUGCUUCAAUGGUGCCUUGAAGAAAUUCACUGCCCCUCAGCUUGGCUCUAUCGCCAUCCGUGGUGCUAUUGAGAAGGCUGGCAUCAAGGCUGAUCAGGUUGAGGAAGUCUACAUGGGUAAUGUCCUUCAGGCUAAUGUGGGCCAAUCCCCUGCUCGCCAAGCUGCUCUUGGCGCUGGAUGUCCUCUCUCAACUGAGGCUACAACUAUCAAUAAGGUCUGUGCCUCGGGCUUGAAGGCCGUCAUGUUGGCUGCCCAAGGCCUUCAAACCGGCGAUCGUAGCAUCAUGGUUGCUGGCGGUAUGGAGUCCAUGUCUAACGUCCCAUACUACGCUCCCCGUAAUGCAGGCUAUGGACACCAGACUCAAUUUGAUGGAAUUAUCAAGGAUGGUCUUUGGGAUGUCUACAAUCAGUUCCACAUGGGUAACUGCGCCGAGAACACAGCUGAAAAACUCAAGAUUACUCGUGAACAGCAGGAUGCUCAUGCUGUCGAAUCCUACAGCCGUGCAGCCAAGGCCUGGAAAGAUGGUGUCUUUGCCGAGGAGGUGAUCCCUGUAGUAAUCAAAGAUAAGAAGGGUGAUAAGACUGUUUCAGAAGACGAGGAGUACAAGAACGUCAAAUUUGACAAGAUCCCUUCUCUGAAGCCUGUAUUCCAGAAGGAGGGUGGUACUGUCACAGCUGCUAAUGCCUCAUCCUUGAACGAUGGUGCCUCAGCUUUGGUCUUGAUGACCCGUGCUAAGGCUGAAGAGCUCGGAUUGAAGCCCCUUGCUAAGAUCUUAUCCUUUGCAGAUGCAGCCAUGGCCCCCAUCGAUUUCCCUGUAGCCCCUGCGGCUGCCUUCCCUAAGGCUUUGGAGAAGGCCAACCUCAAGAUUGAUGACAUUGAUUUGUUCGAGUUCAAUGAAGCUUUCUCAGUCGUUGCAUUGGCCAACAACCAACUUUUGAAGUUGGAUCCCAAGAAGGUUAACAUCGCAGGAGGUGCUGUCGGCCUCGGACACCCCAUUGGCUCCUCAGGCUCCCGUAUCCUUGUCACUUUGGUUCACUUGUUGAAGCAGGGCCAGAAGGGAGGUGCUGCUAUCUGUAACGGAGGCGGUGCUGCUUCCGCCAUGGUGAUCGAGCGUCUCUAAAAAAAA
Messenger RNA from Lobosporangium transversale, 1270 nucleotides. RefSeq names its product Thiolase, N-terminal domain-domain-containing protein. The coding region runs from base 38 to 1264 and encodes 408 amino acids. Gene Ontology annotation, molecular function: acetyl-CoA C-acetyltransferase activity. The record is from RefSeq and is a predicted model, not a curated record. Gene Ontology annotation, biological process: fatty acid beta-oxidation. The transcript has 6 exons. Lineage: Eukaryota; Fungi; Mortierellomycota; Mortierellomycetes; Mortierellales; Mortierellaceae.